Molecule: messenger RNA, 1283 nt
Organism: Drosophila virilis
Lineage: Eukaryota; Metazoa; Arthropoda; Insecta; Diptera; Drosophilidae
Product: retinol dehydrogenase 13
Source: RefSeq, a predicted model, not a curated record
UAGUUUCACACGAAACACAACACGCCAUAUCACAUAAAUUCUACACUUACUUUAAACAUUAAAAAAAAAACAUAAAUAAAUUAAUGCUCGUUUUUGUUCUUACAAUUAUGGGCUACAAGCAUGCGUGCAAUGCUUACGUAUGAGCCAUCAAUUGGUCAAAGGGUAUUUCAAGUGCGAACACCCUAAGACAUCGCGAUCGCGUAUUUAUGCACAACAGCACAUAGUUUGUGGACUCGUGUUUUUUAUUUAUCCGAGCACAAAAUGACGUUAUUUGCGUUUCUAAAAAGCCGGCCAAUAUUCUGGGCAAGCGUGGCGGGCACCUCGGUGGGUUGCGCCUGUUUUAUAAAAGACCUUAUGCAAGGCGGCAAAUUCACAAAAGAGACGGAUGAAUCGGACAAAGUUGUUAUUGUUACCGGCUCGAAUACGGGCAUAGGCAAGGAGACGGUGCGGGAGUUGGCGCGAAGGGGAGCCACAGUUUAUAUGGCCUGUCGAGAUAUGAAAAAGUGCGAACAGGCACGAGAGGAGAUUGUACUAGAGACCAAAAACAAAUACGUUUACUGCCGCGAAUGUGAUCUGGCAUCCAUGGACUCCAUACGUAACUUUGUGGCCACCUUCAAGCGGGAACAGGCCAAUCUGCACAUACUCAUCAACAAUGCCGGUGUCAUGCGCUGUCCUCGUUCAUUGACCAAAGAUGGGUUUGAGAUGCAGCUGGGCGUCAAUCACUUGGGACACUUUCUACUUACAAAUUUAUUGCUAGACGUGCUAAAGAAAUCGUGUCCCAGCCGCAUCGUAAAUGUGUCCAGUUUGGCGCAUACGCGAGGUGAAAUCAACACGGGAGAUCUAAACAGUGAGAAGUCCUAUGAUGAUGCAAAGGCCUACAACCAAAGCAAAUUGGCCAAUAUUCUAUUUACACGGGAACUGGCCAGACGGUUGGAGGGAACUGGAGUAACAGUUAAUGCCCUGCAUCCCGGCAUAGUCGACACUGAACUCUUUAGGCAUAUGGGCUUUUUUACCAACUUCUUUGCAGGCUUGUUCGUUCGGCCUCUGUUUUGGCCAUUUGUUAAGACGGUCAGGAAUGGGGCACAGACGAGUCUGUAUGUAGCGCUCGAUCCGGAGUUGGAAAACGUAACUGGGAAAUACUUUAGCGACUGCCAUUUUCAGGAAGUAGCGGGCGCUGCGACAGAUGCACAAACUGCCAAAUGGCUUUGGGCUGUGAGCGAAAAAUGGACGUGUGCACCAGUACUGGAUGUCAAGACUGAAUAAAGUUAUCCUCUAAAAAAUAA